GGCCCGCCAUAAUUGUCGCCAUUUUGUUUUUCAAUAAUCCUUGGAAGCGUUGAAGGCGUCGUUGUGUGUGCUCUCUUAUAAAUUUUAUUUGAUCUGUUCACGUUUAAUAAUAGAUUAAAUACUUUAUUUUUGUUUUGUUUUAUCCUUAUACUUCGUAGUGUUCGUCAUGUCUGAUCGAGAGAGAAGUCGGUCGAGGACCCGCAACGGAUCCCGUGAUCCACCACCGAAGACCGCGGUGAUGUCUCGUGGACACAGCAGAAGCCGGUCCAGGACGCCGCCCCCGCCAAAAACUUCGAGCAGAAAAUACCGUAGCCCGUCGUACUCCAGGUCUCGAUCGCGCUCGGGGUCUCCGCGGCGCGGGUAUCGCUCUAGGUACUCCCGCAGCCGUUCCCGCUCGUAUUCGCCGAGGGGCUCCUACCGCCGCUCCCACUCCCACAGUCCGAUGUCGUCGCGUCGCCGUCAUCAAGGCGAUCGGAACCCGACUCCAUCGAGGUGCCUCGGCGUUUUCGGUCUCAGUUUGUACACCACAGAGACGCAGAUCAACCAUAUCUUCUCCAAAUAUGGACCAGUGGACAAAGUGCAAGUUGUCAUUGAUGCUAAGACGGGUCGCUCGCGUGGUUUCUGUUUUGUCUACUACGAGAACCAAGAGGAUGCCAAAGUGGCUAAGAACGAGUGUACCGGUAUGGAGAUAGAUGGACGUCGCAUCCGGGUUGACUUCUCUAUCACACAGCGCGCACACACGCCCACGCCUGGCAUCUAUAUGGGCAAGCCGACUGUAAGCAGCAGAGGUGAUAAUGGCUACGACAGGCGCCGGGACAGAGACGACUACUACUACCGCGGCGGCGGGGGCUACCGCGAGCGGGACUACUACCACCGCGGCUACCGGCACCGCUCGCCGUCCCCGCACUACCGCCGCUCGCGCCGCUACGAGCGCGAACGCUCCUACUCGCCGCGUAAGUCUUACUACCACCCCGAGCGGUAGGCUGGACUUAUGGUGCCGCUGCACUCACGCUAAUGGGCUAUUUGACUGCUAAUGUUUGGACGCAGCCGGACACAUAAUGUUCUAUAUUGGGAAUUUUUAAUUUAAUGAGCAGUUUUUGUGUUUGAGACUCCAUACAGCAUGAAUAUUAAAUUUAGCAAAUGUUUCAGUUGUGGAGAAUUACUCUCUGUCAAGCUAAAUUCAAAAUUUGAAAGUUACAAAAGAAACUAAACGAAGUGUAGAGAUAUGAACACUUUUGUAGUUUAGAAACAAUAACCAUAUUCCACGGAAAUUGUACUUUGAAAUUUCAUGAUAAAACAUGUAUAGAAAUGUAUAUAUUGUUAUAAGAAACUAAGGUAAUGCUUUCACUCGAAAAAAAAACUAACAAUCGAGAGUUUGCGUUUGAUACCUCACUUCUAUUAUCAAUGUGGAUAAUGCAUUAAACGUACUCAAUUAUUGCAGCGUCUCAAAUACGAUGUUACCAGAUAGAAUUGUAGCUAAACAUCGAGAUGCUAUCUCCCUGUAGCCUUGGCGAAAGACUAGUAUUGUCUAUUUUUUUCUUUUAAACUAAAUUUAUCUUUAUAGCUUUCUAAUAUUUUUCUAUAUGUUCUUGCAAAAUUAUUGUAGUGUAUAAACUUUUACUUUUUCCUGAGUUACAGGUUUUUAUUCUUACUUUUUUUUUGUUCAGUACAUUAUAUAUCUUUCGAAAAUUAAAUUUAGAAUUUAUUAAACAUUAUGUGCUUAAUUGCGUCCAAAUUUGUCGUAAUAGGCAUCCAAUAAUUAUUUAGUAAUGACUAUAGUAAAUAAUAUAAAAAAAAAUUGAUUUAGGCUCUAACAAAUUGAAGUCAAAUAUCCUAUCCAAAUGUGUAGUAAGAAAAUGUGUUAUUAAAAAUAGGUAGUUUAAGUAUUAAUAUAAUUGAAUUGCUCUCAACGGAAUCAAUGAAACGAGUCAUAAAAUUUGAAUAGAAUGCAUUAUUGUUUGUUUGAGUUAGUGUUACAUUGGGCUCGAUUCUGUGGCCACAUUUCUCUAAACCUGUCUAAAAUUAAAAUUCGAAUAUUAUAGAGAAACCUUUAUUGCAAGGACCAAUGUGUAUUAAAUUUCUAAUAGAUUUGAUUAAAAAUUAUAUUAACAGUCCAUAAUUACAGUAAUUUUGCGAAAUUGUUAAAUUAAAAUAGGUUAAGAGAUAAAUUUAGAGAAAUGGUCUCAAGUUCAUUACACUAAGUAUUUGAUUAGAGAUAAUUUGUUUAUUUUUGCCAUCAAUCAUUGCGGUUUGUUUCAUCUCGAAAGGAAUAUCGUUAGACAGUACAUCAAAAAUUAUAUUUAGUAUAUAAUAUUUAACCUUAUACAAUUCACUUUAACCUGUGAUUGAUUUCGCAUUUAAUUUCAUAUAAAAAUCAAUAUACCAUAUAAUGUUUAAGCGUUAAUUUAAAAGUAACGGCUUGUUAUGUGAACAUAGCAUCUCAUUUACUUGUUCUAUUUACCCAUGCAUUUUGUGUGCCAAAUACAUUACAAUGUACGAAUUGCUUGUACUGUUUAUAUCGAGUUUUAAAUAUGUUGUUUUAUAUAUAAUAUAUAAACUAUAUUUUUUUUGUUUGUGUUGAACUAUACAAUAUUUUUCAUCACUUAUACAUGUUAUGGAUAUUUCGCAAAUAAAAAGCCUUAACUAGAGUUGCCAACCCGCCUGCCAAGCGUGGCAACUACUUGCUUACCAUAUGGGGAAGGCUUAUGUCCAGCAGUGGACAGUUCAUUGCUGAAAUCGUAAUAAUAAAUAGGGGAAAUGCACACUAAUAUUCUACAAUUAUUUUACGCACAUUGUACUUGUCACUUGCUGGUUAGACUUCUGUAACUUUUUUAUUUAUUUUAGUAUGCUAUGUACAUUUAAAAAGGAUCAAAUUGCCACCGAGCGGAAAAUACUGCUUGACUUAAAAUAAUAUUUCGUGUGGCGAAAUUGUUAUAGGCUACUAGCUGAUUAGUUGAUUCAAAAUCUAAGUACAAAUUUUACUUAGUUUGGAAAUAAAUGAUACUAUGGAAUAAGGUCCUGAUUUCAUUAUUAUACUAGUUGAUCCGGCAAACGUUUCACCAUUUAAAAAUUUUUUUCUGGAUAGGAAAACUAAUCACCUAGCGGUAUUCUUUUAUCGGUAUUAUUAUAUUUUCUUCUGUGACCACCAGAUAUCACCAGAGGGAGACUUUGUACAAAAGUCGUUUGCUUGAGCACCUCUGUCCCAUUCGUGUUUGUACUGUUAAGCACUUGUGUUUGUAUAUUCAUGUAAACACAAGUGCUUCAGAAAUAUAUUUUUUAAAAUGCAUGUAUAAUGUUUCUGUUUGAAGGAUGGGAUAUUACAGUGAAUUAACAGGUACAGAGGAAUAACACCUUAAUUCUUAGGAAUGGCAACGCAUGGAAGGUAUCAUGGGCGAAACAGUAUACUUUGUUAUGUCUAUAGGCGACGGUUACCACUUUCCAUCAGGUGGGCCGUUGGUAUGUUUGCCAUUUUAAGUUUCAUAAAAUUUUUUAGGGUUAUUAUUUUCAUACCUACCAAAUAUACAUAUAUAAAAAUAAAUAUCGGUCGAGCUGUUUCGGAGGAGUUCGAGACCACAUGAGGUUUUUAUAUAUAAGCUAAUAUUAUUUUGGAAAAUUAUUUUACCUGUGCGAAGUAGUGCCAAAUUGCUAGUCUUUAAAAUUUCGGGGACUUUGGCUUUUCUCGGAACUCGAAAUUGAAAAUCAAUACAUUAUAAGUUUAUAAGCUAAUAUUAUCUAAUAUAUAAAAAUCCAUGGUAAAAGUUCUUUUGUCGUCGAUUCCAUUGUUUACUAUGUAAUGAUGGCGGAAAUAAACAAAUUUCUGAUUAUCAAAUAGUUGGCAAUAUUUAUUUGGAUUGGCAAUAGUUGUUGUUAUGGCACCGAGAGUUGCUUUAAUUGCUGUACUUUGUACAUUUACUCGCAGAAUUACGCAUUUUCUUGCUAUAUACAUAUUCGUAUGUAAAACAUCAUUUGACGUUAUUCUCUAAAAUGUACAGCUAAAGCUCAUGAGUGACCAGACAUAGUUUCUGGCUAUGCAUGUGUUUAUUAGACGCAAUUCAUUUUCUCACUAGUGUACUUUAUAUUUACUUUUUCGUCAUAAAUCAGUGUAUCUAUCAUAUUUUAUUAUUCCAAAUUAAUGUAUUAGAUUUCGAUCCCUUUGUAUUAAUUUUUUUAUAUUUGAUUUCCACAUCUUUUUUGCACAAUGACCAAAGAUAUUGAAUAUAUAACCAAUCAUUCAAUCCCUUGUCGAGUGCAUUGCAUGUUGGUUAACUAUGUUAUUUCUAUUCAUACAUUAGGACACAGUCCUAAUGUAUUAUUUUGUAAAUUAGAUUAAGAUGUCUGCCUCAACAUUUGUCAUGUGAGUUCCAUAUGAAAUUGUCUAGUAAUUUUUAAUGUUUUUAUCUGAACAACUGUCUCUCGUUGUAUCUUAAUCGUGAUGGAAGUCAAUACUAUCGUUUUCAAUAAUGUAUUUUAAUAAUGUAAUCGAAAGUGUUGACUUUGGAAUGGACUGAACCGGUAGACCUUCAAAAAUAAUUUGAUGAUUUUAUAUUUUAAAUGUUUUUAGACUCACCUUGGUAUCAAAAAUGUGUAUUUUUCUAAUAUGAAUGAAUCACAAGCUGGUAGUUAGAGGUAACUGGUGAAAAUGUAGAAUUUAUUUGCUUUUCAAGUGUUCAAGUAUAAAUUGUAGUAUUUGGCUUUAAUUCCGUAAGCUUAAAAUUUUUAUGCGUAUAACUGUUAUUUGUCAAGUUAUCUUAGAUAUUUGGGACUAUCAAAGUCUUUCCAAAUUUGUUACUUGGUGAUAGUAUAACACUAGAUGUCGCCUAUGUCAGAUUUAUAUAAUAUUUAAAUAAGAGAAUAAAAAAAGGAAACAACUGAUAGGUAGUUUAGAUAAGGAAGGAAUACAGGUUUGGUCGGAAGCAUCUAUAAAAGUGUAAUACAAACAUAUUUCAUGUAUAAAAUCAUUGCAAAUUGCUAGACACGCACAAGCCAUUGAUUCGUAGCAUAAUGAUCAUUUCAUAGCAUUGACAACCAUGGUUACUCCCCUGUUUGACUUUGCAGGUCGUUAUUAGUAAGUCGGUGAUGCUGAGGUCGACUUCAGACAUAGCAUACUUUUUGAUACGACAACACCUUCCCCAAAUGUGUCCACUGGCCUCGUCCAUGCAUUUAUACUGUACCUGCGUAGGCCGGUUUAGAUAUAUAGAUACAUACAUAACAUUGUUAACAAUUAAUUUUGUAAAUGUAAGUUUGCGUGUGAACUAAGCGCCCGCAUUAGUCUGUGAAUGGACAGUUUAUGUUUAAUUAGAUGUGAUACGAAAAGGGUCUAGUUUAUAAGUUAGUUUGUAAUAACCAGGGCUCACUCGCCUCUAGGAUGUAAAAUUAGAUCUAAUAAAGAUUUAACGCCAAGUCUAAUAUUGAUUUUGUUUGUUUGAAAAGGUAUUGAAACAAGAAGUAAAGGAUGAAGUUCCUUGAAACGUAACUGUGUUGAAGUUUUGAAAAUGUUUGAUUGAAAAUGCCUUUUGGGCGGUUGCCGAAACCCGACCGGCCGGUGGGUGCCGAAAAGAAAAUGUGGGCGUAGAAGCCAAGUUUUCGGACCUAACUUGACAUUUGUCGAAGCGAAAAAGAAUAUGAUCGGGUUACUGGGUUGUAGGGAGGUACGAAGCACAAGCUCGCUCAAGACACUCAAGAGAGAAGUCGCGCACAGAUCAUAUUCUUUAUCUUCCGACUUAGUACUAUAUAUAACACUAUACAUUAUCUGUCGCGGUAUAUAUUUUACACUACGUGAUCGUUAUUGCAUUUCUCGACUCCAUAGUAUGUAUAUAUAUAUAUAUAUAUAUAUAUGUAUUGACCGUCGGGUCGCCAUAUUAAUACUUAUUUUUUUCUAGUGUAGACUUGUGAGCAGCGACUUGUUAAUAAAUAAUAGUUUUGUAAUAUCA
Galleria mellonella (greater wax moth) is the source of this 5930-nucleotide messenger RNA. It is a transcript of the gene Tra2, whose product is annotated as transformer-2 protein homolog beta. The record is from RefSeq and is a predicted model, not a curated record. Gene Ontology annotation, biological process: positive regulation of mRNA splicing, via spliceosome. Gene Ontology annotation, molecular function: RNA binding. Lineage: Eukaryota; Metazoa; Arthropoda; Insecta; Lepidoptera; Pyralidae. The coding region runs from base 167 to 982 and encodes 271 amino acids. The transcript is spliced from 7 exons. Gene Ontology annotation, cellular component: spliceosomal complex.